CUACCAAUAUACAUUCAGGUACCUCAAAAAACUCUAAGAGAACCACAUAGCAAAGCAAAUACUUUCUUUGCUUAUAAUAAAACUUCCCUCAGGUCAAACCAUGGAUGAAGCAAUCAUGAGACUAGAAGGUGCUGAGCACAGAGAAACCAACAAUCAUUCUCUGAAGAGAAAGCCAUCAAGAACUUCCUCCACCGCUCCAUGCUCUCCCGGAAGUGUACCCACCGCAAAAUCUGUCCCCGGAGCUGGCGCUUCCGGUGGCACCACCAUCAGGUACCGCGGCGUGAGGCGUAGGCCAUGGGGUCGUUACGCUGCUGAAAUACGCGAUCCGAUGUCCAAGGAGAGACGUUGGCUGGGGACAUUUGACACUGCUGAGGAAGCAGCCUGCGCAUACGACUGUGCUGCUCGAGCCAUGCGUGGUCAUAAAGCUCGAACCAAUUUCGUCUACCCAAGCCCUUCACUUGACUCUUACCACCAUCGUAUUUUCUCGUCUCCUCCGAUGAACAUGUUCCUUCGACGCGACGUUUUGAACUCUCAGUCUCUUUCUCAUUUUGCUUACCCACUCUCUAACGUAAGCGGCCCGGUCUACGAUUCAUUCGCUAAUGUUAACGAUGUCUCCGAAGAUCACUCACCUAAAGCGAAGCGGUUUAGCACCUUUGACAACGAGAGCAUGAUAUCAAUCCUCGAACCAGAACCAGCUGGGUCUGGUCUUCUUCAAGAAAUUGUUCAAGGCUUCUUGCCCAAACCUAUCCCUCAACAAGCUGCUACACCUCCAACGACCAUUGGUGUAUUCCCGACAAUGGUAGAGACUGGUUUUCAGUCUGAAUUUCGUCUACCGGAUCACGUCAAUGUUGAAGGAAACGGGUACGGUCAGUUAAAAUAUCAUGGAGAGUUGGGUUGGGUGGAUCAUGAGGGUGGGUUUGAUUCAGCCAAGAUGCAUCAGAAUGGAAAUGCCGGAAUGUUAUAUCAGUAUUGCUUUCAUGAUUAUUAAACCAUAAUGGUUGUGUUUUUACGUGCUGAUCACUCCACUGUUUCUUUAGGAUUAUGACAAUAGUUUGGGUUAGCUAACUCAAAAGCCUUUUGUCUUUUUUUCUUCAUCUAGUUGUAUGAUAGUUUAUCUUUUGAAAGGAAAAAUCAUCGGAGAGUAUGAGAGAUUUUACCUUUUUUUUGGCAAAUCAGCAUGGGAAAGCUUAAUUGAAUUGUAUAUUUAUAUGACAUGUCGAGUCAGCAAAGUUAAGAAGAAAAAGAUAUGACAAAAAAUAUAAAAAUUGGAAAAUACUCGUCGUGGAGGGGGGAAUGAAGACAA
This is a messenger RNA of Brassica napus (rape), 1303 nucleotides long. RefSeq names its product ethylene-responsive transcription factor ESR2-like. NCBI's taxonomy places the organism in Eukaryota, Viridiplantae, Streptophyta, Magnoliopsida, Brassicales, Brassicaceae. The coding region runs from base 101 to 988 and encodes 295 amino acids. Gene Ontology annotation, biological process: regulation of DNA-templated transcription. The transcript has a single exon. The record is from RefSeq and is a predicted model, not a curated record. Gene Ontology annotation, molecular function: DNA binding; DNA-binding transcription factor activity.